UUCAUUAAAAGUUGGUGGUUAACCUUGGUUUAAAACAUUGUAGAUGGCGUAAACUUCGUAAACUACAGGAAACGGGAAUAUUUGUGUUAUUGAUUUUUAAUAUUUUUUACAUAUAAACACAACAGGACGUAAAUUAAGUUUCCGGAAUACAUAAUUCUGCUAGUGGAAGUUCAUAAGUUUAUAAUGAGUGCGGGAGUGACCGAAGAAUUAAGGAAACGCGCUACUAAAGCGACAGAAUCAGAAAAUGGCGAAUCUCACAAAUUGGGAAGUGCAGAAUCCAACAGCAGCAGGGAGAAUCUCCAGUCAAAUCUGAGAGACAGUGAGAUCGACAGCGAAGAUGACAAAAUGGGACGUAAGGGCAGCAUUGACUUGUCCGGGUCUAUUCCAUCUGGCACAGACAAAGCUCCCAGCAUCCUAGACCAAAUGCUGCAGGACUUGCCGGACAAAUGGCGCAAUUGGGUUGUAAGGGGCAUUUUCAGCUUUUUGAUGCUUGUAUUUUUUUUUGUCGUUAUAUAUGGGGGACCCCUAGCUCUGAUGAUAACUACCUUGGUGGUUCAAGUGAAGUGUUUUCAAGAAAUCAUCAACAUAGGCUAUUCGGUGUACCGCAUACACGGUCUACCCUGGUUCAGGUCUCUUUCAUGGUACUUCCUGAUUACCUCGAAUUAUUUCUUCUAUGGGGAGAGCCUGGUGGAGUAUUUCGGCGUUGUAAUCAACAGAACAGACUUCCUACGUGUUUUGGUAACCUACCAUAGGUUCAUCUCGUUCUGCCUCUACUGCGGAGGUUUCGUCCUGUUCGUGUUGAGCCUCGUGAAGAAAUACUACAUGAAACAGUUCUCUCUGUUCGCUUGGACUCACGUAGCCCUCCUUAUCGUCGUGACGCAGUCCUAUCUCAUCAUCAAGAACAUCUUCGAGGGACUCAUCUGGUUCAUAGUGCCUGUAUCUAUGAUAAUCUGUAACGACAUCAUGGCGUACGUGUUCGGCUUCUUCUUUGGAAAGACGCCUCUGAUCAAAUUGUCACCGAAGAAGACUUGGGAGGGGUUCAUUGGGGGCGGCAUAUCGACAGUCUUUUUUGGGUUUGGGAUUUCAUACAUAAUGUGCCAGUACCCGUAUUUUGUGUGUCCCAUCGAGUAUAGUGAAACACUGGGUAGGAUGACGAUGGAAUGCGAGCCAGGAAUUCUUUUCCGACCAACCAAUUACAAAUUACCGGAGUUCUUAUGUGGAUUUUUGACUAUGUUUGGACUACCCGACAGCAUAUCAUUGUACCCGUUCAUGCUCCACUCCCUCUCGCUCUCUAUCUUCAGCAGCGUAAUUGGACCAUUUGGGGGAUUCUUUGCUUCCGGUUUUAAAAGGGCGUUCAAAAUUAAGGACUUUGGCGAUGUUAUUCCGGGACACGGGGGCAUCAUGGACCGUUUCGAUUGCCAGUUCUUGAUGGCGACAUUCGUCAACGUCUACAUCAGCAGCUUCAUACAGACGGAUAGUCCCCAGAAGCUGCUCUCUCAGGUGCUGUACCUGAAGCCAGAACAGCAGCUGCAGCUCUUCCACAUGCUGAAGGAGAAUUUAGGGAACCGUAACAUUCUAGCCCCCGAGGUGUAAUCGAAUAUUGAUGUUUCCGUAUCAUAAGGCUAUAUAUAUAUAAAGAGCUAUUUAUUUAUUUGUGCCAUCAGUGUUAGAGACAUAUAUAUUUUUACGUUAGAGUAAUUUAUUUUCGGUAGGUCUUCUCAACCCUAUUUAUUGAUCUCGGUUGUGUUUCGUUUCGAUCGGACGUCGUUGGUGAUUUAGGUAUGUGUACCUAUGGGGCAUAUCAGGAGGGGGAUGUAAAACAGGUGACAGUCGAGGAUGUAGGAAAUUGGUCUAUGGAAUAAAGGAUAAUUGUAUUGACGAUGUAAUCGAGUCAUAAAAAUAUCUAGUCACGAAGACGAGUGGAAAAUGACGUUCUGACACUAUUUUACAUCUCUUUGUUCUCUAUUGGGUCAUUUAUGUAUUCUAUCUCCGUUUUGAUGCCAGUGCUCUUCGAGUCUGUUCUGUUCAAGAAGUUGUGUUAUGGGACCAAGUUGUACCGUCACAGGCGACCUUAUUCGGAUUAAGUUUUUGGGCCUUCGAACCGGAUUUUUUCCCUGCAUCAAAUUCUUUACUGAGUUAAAUAACUAAAUUUUCUACCAUUUACCUUUGCAUUCGUCAUAGAAUAUAUAAAUGAUGUUCGUGUAUUCUACAGGGUAUUUAUCUACAGAGGUGACCUCUUUCCGGGCAUGUCAAUUUUACUGUAGAAUCGGUCUUUUAACAGCAAUAAAUCUUACAAAAAUAUCAAAAUGUUGCCACUGAGAAUACAACUCUUUUUUUUCUGGUUUACGAAUUGAAUUUAAAUAUCUUAGGUAGAUAAAUGUUAUGAAGUAAUAUGACCUUUAAUGUAACGUUUCGUCAUUCUUUUAUUGGUGGUCGAGGGAUGAAAAUGAACGUCUUUGGUUCCUAUAUAUUUUGGGGAAGUACUAGUGCAUUAAAAAAAAAAUGGAAGCUUGAAAUGUAAAUUAA
Anoplophora glabripennis (Asian longhorned beetle) is the source of this 2526-nucleotide messenger RNA. RefSeq names its product phosphatidate cytidylyltransferase, photoreceptor-specific. The transcript is spliced from 8 exons. Bases 184 to 1593 code for a protein of 469 amino acids. Gene Ontology annotation, molecular function: phosphatidate cytidylyltransferase activity. The record is from RefSeq and is a predicted model, not a curated record. NCBI's taxonomy places the organism in Eukaryota, Metazoa, Arthropoda, Insecta, Coleoptera, Cerambycidae. Gene Ontology annotation, cellular component: endoplasmic reticulum membrane.